AUCUAUCUAUCGGCCUGCCUAUUUCUCGCUCUUUCUCGCUCUCUCUCGGUCAUCCUUUUCCCUUUUCCUCAUUUUCCUUCUCACUCAUCCAUACAUUGAAUAACUCUCCUCCCUUUUCCUUUCCAGAACGCAUCCGCCGCCAAGAUGCAGCUCAGCAGGCGAUCCACCAGCGGCAGCGGCAGCAGGAACAGCAAUAACAGCAGUGGCACAAACAGCACUCGGCCUGCAGCUGCCCUCACAGCAGCCGCUGCACAGAAGUCGGAGAAGCCAAAGGGUGAAACAGACAUGGCUGCGGCAACAGCGUCUCCAGAGCCUAAGGGCACGUUGACCCCCCCAGGCUCCUCCCCCCUGAGGGCGGAGUGUGACCCCACCCGUGACUCCUCCCACAACUCCACCCCCCUCUCGCCAGAGGCGCCCCCGACCCCAGACUCCGCCCACAUGGCCAAUGAGCCCACCAAUCACAGCGCAGCUCGCCUCCAGCCCACCAGUGAAAGAGAAGAGAGCAACAUCUUGACCAAUCAAGAGCCUCUCUCAGGAGCCAAGAAGCGGAAGGCAGCGAAGGUUCACAAAGUCGAG
This is a messenger RNA of Penaeus monodon (black tiger shrimp), 576 nucleotides long. Its product is annotated as zinc finger protein 287-like. Gene Ontology annotation, biological process: regulation of transcription by RNA polymerase II. Lineage: Eukaryota; Metazoa; Arthropoda; Malacostraca; Decapoda; Penaeidae. Gene Ontology annotation, molecular function: DNA-binding transcription activator activity, RNA polymerase II-specific; RNA polymerase II cis-regulatory region sequence-specific DNA binding. Gene Ontology annotation, cellular component: nucleus. The record is from RefSeq and is a predicted model, not a curated record.